UGGCACAUGCUGCAGGUGGGGCUCAGCCCGCCCCGCUGCCCCGGGGCCGCGGCCGCCGCCUUCCCCAUGGCCGAGCCGGCCGCGGGCGAGGACACGGGCACCGGGCGAGAGGUGCUCGGCUCGUCCCCGGUCACCAUCGUGGUCACGUCCGAGGAGGCUGACAGCUGGGACAUCGACACCUCCUCGUGCCGGGGCUGCGGGCACUUCGUGGACUGGGACAAGAUGCCGGAGCCGCAGGGCCCGGCGCAGAUCCCGCGGGACGUGCUGGGCAGGCCCCCGAAGGAGCUGAAGAGGCUGGCGAGGGAAGGCUGCUGGGCCCGGAGCCACGCGGGCCGGGCCGGCUCUACCCCCGGCUCAUCCAGCGGGUCUCCUGCCGCCUCGUCACCCCCGACGCGCUCGUCCCCUGCUGCCGGCGCUGGCGGCGCUGCUGCUGCACUACAGCGAGAGGACGAGGCGCAGUGCUUCGAGAGCCUCUCGCGCCUCAUCGCCAGCAACGCGCCCACGCCGCAUACAUCGACCAGUCCUUCCUGGCCCACCAGGCCUCCUGCAUGA
Vidua chalybeata is the source of this 552-nucleotide messenger RNA. Its product is annotated as TBC1 domain family member 24-like. Lineage: Eukaryota; Metazoa; Chordata; Aves; Passeriformes; Viduidae. The record is from RefSeq and is a predicted model, not a curated record. The transcript has 3 exons. The coding region runs from base 7 to 552 and encodes 181 amino acids.